This is a messenger RNA of Cannabis sativa, 1042 nucleotides long. Its product is annotated as blue copper protein-like. The coding region runs from base 58 to 423 and encodes 121 amino acids. The record is from RefSeq and is a predicted model, not a curated record. NCBI's taxonomy places the organism in Eukaryota, Viridiplantae, Streptophyta, Magnoliopsida, Rosales, Cannabaceae. The transcript has 2 exons. Gene Ontology annotation, cellular component: plasma membrane. Gene Ontology annotation, molecular function: electron transfer activity.
UCUUACACAAUUUUCUUAUAUUCAUUUAUAAAAAUUAUAAUUAUUCAAAAAAGAAAAAUGGCAAAGUCAUUUCCACUUGUAGCAAUUUUUGUUUUUGCAAUGGGUUUGAAUGUUUGCUAUGCAGUUGAUUACAUUGUUGGUGAUUCAGCUGGAUGGAACCCUGCUGUUGAUUUCAAUGCUUGGGCCGCAAGCAAGACUUUCACAGUUCGCGACUCGCUCGUGUUCAGGUAUACAAAGGGAGCUCAUAAUGUGGUUCAAGUGAAUCAAAUAAGUGACUAUGCAAAUUGCUAUUCAGGACAGAGUGUUCCAUUGACGAGUGGUAAUGAUGUAAUCCCAUUAAGAAGUUCUGGAGCCAAAUACUUUAUUAGCAGUGUAAAGGAUGAUUGUGCCAAGGGUCAAAAACUCACUAUUAAUGUUAAAUGAGUAAUUUAAUUACAUUAUAACAGUCAAUGUAAUUUUAAUUAUGUCCUUAAUGAGCUUAUUAAUAAAAUUUUCAAAAUUUUUGGUCGUUGCAUAUAUAAUGCAUGCUUUUUAUUUUUAUUUAAUUUUUACCUUUGAACUUUAUAUGUUAAAUUAUCUAUGAAUUAUUGAAAUUAAUAUUAUUAGAUUUAAGGAUUUUUGUUUAAAAAUUCUAAAUUCAAUAAAACAUAAUUUAAAUGUCAAAGUUUUUGAGCUAAAUCUCUAAUAAUUUGCUUUUAUUAAUUUCAUUAUAUAUAUAUUCAUCACUAUCAAUAAUAAUAUUUUAACAAUUCUCAUAUAAUUAAUAUAUAUAUUCCUAAUUUGUUAUUAUCAUAAAAUUCGCAUUUAAUACUAUUAAUACAAUAUUGUGUAUAUAUAAUGUCCAUAUAUAAUAACCGUUAUUGUAUAAUUAAUUAAUUGUCUUUUACGUUUACAUCUAUGACAUUAAUACACAUAUCUAAGAUAAAAUCUCACGUAAAUUUAUAUAGAUAGAGAUCAUUAAGGUGUUUUUUUUAAUAUAAGUUUUGAAACAGUAUAUUAUAUAGUACCUAACAAUAAUUAAAUAAAUUCUUUAGCAAAAGAA